AUGGAACCAAGCAAAAUAUUUUCAAAAAUAAAGGACCUUGGUCAUAAUAACAGUAAACGUGAAGAGUUAAGAGAGUUUUGCAAACUAAAGAUAGAUCAGAUCAUCAAAUUUCUAUCUCGGCGCAUUUUGAAUAGCGAUGGUGCCGAGAUAUUGGAUUGUAUUCUAAAUGGUUUGCCUGAUAACUCAUGUUCAAACAAAGUUAAGGUAGUGGAUAUAGUUCUGAAGACAAUGCGGAAUGAAUCAACAUCUCUCACUCAUUGUGGUGAUGUUAUUAGCAGAUUGUGCUUAGAAAUACCCAAACAAUCAGUGGGAGAAUUGGUCAGAUGGAGUGAUGAUUGUGUCCAAUCCAUAGUGGAGGACAGUGAUGUAAACAUGAUCUGGAGGGAUGUGUUACCAGAAUGUUUAAAUGCAGCUACAAAUCAUGACAACAUCAAACACUGCGGCACAGAUAUGUCUGGUAAUGAAUAUAAAGAACAAUGCAUACGCGCACUGUGUCAAUGUAGAUGGACAGAAAGGCAGCUGGUUCAACUUGCUGCAAUGUUUAAAGAUAUGCAAUUAUCUAAAAGCGAUCAUAAACAAGUGGUCAGUAAAAUCUGUUCAUACAUAAUGGGAAUCCCACCCGAGGCUCUUCCUCCAUUGGUACAUCAAUUGUUAAAAUUAUGCAAGUUAUACAAUGUUGAAAUUGUGCUCUCCCAACUCAGCCAUUAUUUCAACUUGCACCUGUACAGUAAACUCGAACCGCCACCGCAAGACUCUGAAUCAACAACCAUGGAUAUUGAUGAUAUAGUUCAACACAGUCCUGCCGAGCUGAGUCGAUGCCUCUCAACUUGCAUCUACCACAUCGCCCAGGGCGCGGCCGACCCGGAACUGAUCAGGAAGCACAUAAAGCUGUGGCCCAGGACGCAGUUGCUGCGCUCCCCGUUCCUCGUGGACCUCGCGUUGUCUGUGUCCGACAAGGCCGAGUUCAGAUCCGUCUGCUUGGACGCGAUCAGGUCAGCGAUGGAGCAACGCGCUAUGGACGAAGUGCGUAGCAAGCAGUCCGCCUGGGUUCGCUCCGUUUUACCUCCAGACGUCGACGUCACCAGCCUCCUGAAAGUGCUCACGACGGAGAGCGCCAACCAUCGCCAGCUGACGGCGCUGGGCCUGAUCAACCUCGCCUUCGCGCUGCUCUCCGUGUCGCGGCUGAAGGCGGCGGCGCACGCGUGCUGGUCGCACGGGAAGCUGAUACUAGUGCGCCUAUGCAAGUCGCAGCCGGAGACGGCUGGCCACAUCUUGAGCCAGCUGGCUGACAGGCUGUCCGGAGACGUUACCCAGAGACAGUACACCGACUGCCUGUACACGCUGUGCGCUCUGAGCCCCGUGUCGGUGGAGCGGUGCGCCCAGGUGAGCGGCAUCCUGGAGGGCUGCCGCGCCCCUGGCAGCCAGCACGAGCCUGCCGCCCGUCUCCUGGACGCCGUGCAUCCGCUGCUGGCCUUCAGCGCCCGCGUCAGGGACUCGCUGGUCAUGGUCUGCCGCAAGGGCCUCUACUCCAGGGAUUCGGUGCAACGGCGCGUGGCGCUGUCCGGCUUCCUGAGCGUCCUGCGCCACCUGAAGGUGUCUGGUUCCUCGCUGAGCGGCAGCCAGAGCGGCACCGACCAGUUCAGCGCCCACUCCUACCUCACGCAGCUCACCGUAGACCUCCACGCCACCCAGCAGGGCGCCACAGUAACGUCGCGUGUGCGCAACGAAGCUAUGUGUUUGGAAGUUGUCUCGAUUUUGCGUCGCUGCUUAAUACAAGACGCCGCCGUCAAAGAGCUUUUAUAUACUCAAUUAUACAACUGUGUGAAGGAUAAGCCUGUCCUUCAUGAACCGGUGUUGGAAAUUCUCUAUGAACACCUCAGUAAAUAUUUACCCGAAGAUGAGGAAGGAUGUCCUUUGCUCUUUGAUAAGUGUGUUCAAACCACUGCUAUCUCAGCUGUCCUCACAGAACCAAUAUCUCGGCUUCUGUACGUCAUUGCACAGUUUCUCCAACCGGUCGAGACGGAGGACCUUGAAGACAUCCUCUGCAGCCAGAAUGUUGAGACGGGCAGUGCCCUUCUGAGAAGCAAACUAAGCAUCGUCAUGGACAAACUUUGCAAAAGCGGCAACCUUGCUAACAUUGAUUUGGAUGAACACGAGUUAAACGACCUAACGCCCGAAUCGAAGGCCAAUAAUAUAAAGGUUCAGCUGCUCUUGCAAUGCCACGAAGCGUUAAUCGCGCACCAGAUUAUGCAGUGGAAUUUGAACAGCGACGACGCUGCCGGCACCGUUUACAAGCUGUUCAAAGCCAGCAAUGAGCUACUAGAGCAAACAAAGACUCCGUCGAAAUUGAGCAAGAAGAACAGCAAACUGAAUAUGAACGAAACCAGAGAAACCUCCAAGUCCCAGAAAAGCCAAAAAUCGCAAAAAGACAAGGGCAAAGGAGCAAAUAAACUGUCAAAUAUGGUGAAGGAUAGGACUGGGCCGUUCAAACCUCUACCCAGUGUGUGGGACCUCAAGUUCUGUCUGAGGAUAUUGGAAUUGUUAUACAGCGAGGAGUUGUCGUGGUCGUCGACGGAGCAGAGGAACUCGGUGCGUGGGCGGCGUGAGGUCCACCGCUGGGCACUGCGCGCGGCGUUGGGCGUGGUGGGCGCCGAGGGGGAGCAAAAGCGGCCCCGCCCCUCCGCCACCCUGCUACCAAUUACUGCCCUCUUGUAUGGCAGAUCUGGUGGCGGGGGGGCGACGGGCUCGGCGAGCGUGGCGGCCGUGCUGGAAGCGCUGCACGGCGCGUCCCGGCAGCUGGAGCUGGACUGCGCCGACGAGGAGGCGGAUGCCGGCGCUAGGAAGGUCCAGGUGGCGCUGCUCCAGCUGGCGACGGUGCUGCUGGAGGCGCCGCUCGCCCCCAGCCUCGAGAUGUGCCGCGCAACAGUAAAGUUUGAGGAGUACUUGAGAAGCAGUAAGCAGGACUGCUCGCCGCUCGUGGGUCCGCUGCUAAGCGCCAUCUACCGGCAGCAGCAGGAGGCGCAACUGCUGGAUGACCUCCUUCUGAAGCUAACCUCCACGCUGGGCCUGAUCGAUGAAGAAGAUACCUCGUCCGUCGAGGAGUCUGCCACCUUCCCCGGGAUCGAUUCCCGCACCGGGCACUCUGUGCUGGGCCACGUGUGCUCCCAUCUCGCGGAGCGCUUCAAGUGCGUGGAGCACCUCCUGGCGAGGGCGAGGGACCUCGCGUCGGCAACGGACCUGCCCUCCCCCCGGCAACAGGCGAUCAGGACGGAGGCGACGGAGCUGCACCGGGCGGCGGUGAUCGAGCUGUGCCAGCUGGGCGGGUGGGUGUCGCGCGCGGCGCGGCUCCGCUGCGGCGCGGGCGCGGCCGCCGAGCGGACGCUCGCGCUCUGCGUGCGGCUCUACGCGCUGCUCACGGCGCUCUUCAGGCACCUGCCGCCCGCGAUGGCGCCCGCGCUCAGGCUGGAGCGGCUGCUGAAGCUGUGCGGGAAGCGGCUCUCGUCGAUAACCGACGCGCUGAUCACGUACGUGGAGCAGGCUGGCGGCGGAGUGGCGAAGGGCCGGCGCGCGGCGGCCCUGCCCCGGGACGCCCGCCUGGUGCCCCGGCUGGUGCUCGAGGCGGAGCAGUUCGCGAAGCACGUGACGCUGCUCGCCGCCAAGGCCAAGGUGAACUAUCAGCAGUACUUGUCACUGGGCACAGCGAGGGAUUUCAGAAUAAAGGCGCCCGUCCUGCAAGAGAUGUUGAACGCUAUGGACCACCCACCUGAAGACGCAGAUGAACAAGAUAUAAAUGAUGCGGCGACAGAGAUCAUUCCUCGAGCAAGCGACGAGGAAGAAGAGACAGAAGCGAGCGACGAAGAAUCUUCUAGAAGGAAAAGAAGAAGAGUAUCA
This is a messenger RNA of Iphiclides podalirius (scarce swallowtail), 3891 nucleotides long. The record is from the annotation of a GenBank genome assembly. NCBI's taxonomy places the organism in Eukaryota, Metazoa, Arthropoda, Insecta, Lepidoptera, Papilionidae.